Messenger RNA from Salvelinus namaycush (lake trout), 1420 nucleotides. Its product is annotated as butyrophilin subfamily 2 member A1-like. The coding region runs from base 351 to 1373 and encodes 340 amino acids. The transcript is spliced from 9 exons. The record is from RefSeq and is a predicted model, not a curated record. NCBI's taxonomy places the organism in Eukaryota, Metazoa, Chordata, Actinopteri, Salmoniformes, Salmonidae.
GUUGAAAGAACUAAUCAAUGCUUCGACUCUCUGAGACAACUAGAAUAUUGAAUUAUUACGACAGGGUUCCCAGACCAGUGGGGCACCGCUUCUCUCGCUGUGUCACAUGGUCCCGACAUCAGCCAGGCUCGGAAACUACAACCAAAUUUCACCCCCACAGUUCACUCUCAUGUUAUCUGAUUCUGAGCUCACUAUGCAACAGGUGUGUGCAGCGAUGCAGUUGAACAGGUUCUUGUUCCAAGGAAUAGAAAGAACAAGAAGGUAGUUUGAUCACAUCACAAUAGUUUGAUCACAGAACACUAGUACAUUUAUCAGACUGCAGUGCCUCAAUAGGACCGAUUCAACCAGGAAUGAAGGUGACUCAACUAGACUGUCUGUGUGUGACUCUUCUACAUCUCCUACACACAGCAGGCUCUGAGAGGUUUGAGGUUCUUGGUCCAACUGAUCCCAUUGUUGCUGUGGCUGGUGAUGACAUCAUUCUGCCCUGUUACCUCAAACCCAACAUCAGUGCUGAGGACAUGACAGUGGACUGGCUGAACCUGGACUCCAAAGACGGUCGUGUCUAUCGUUACCAAAACCACAGAAUCAUACGAGAUGAUCAGAUUCUCUUCUAUAGAGGAAGAACAUCACUGUUUAAAGAGGAACUGUGGAGGGGCAACACCUCUUUGAAACUGACCAGGGUACAAGGCACUGAUGAGGGACGUUACAGAUGCUUAAUUCAGUCAAAGAGCUGGUAUGAUGAUUUCACUAUUCAAGUCCUCGUUGAAGCUGUAGGAUCCAAGCCAGUGGUGUCCAUUGAGGGACACAGAGAAGGAGGGAUGGGUCUGCUGUGUGAAUCAGAAGGCUGGCACCCUGAGCCUGAGCUGGUGUGGCUGGACAGUAAAGGAGUCAAUCUCUCUGCUGGUCCUCCUGAGACACACAGAAACUUAAAGGGAUUCUACACAGUCAAACAACAUGUCAUUGUCCAGGAGACUGACACCAACCGCUUUACCUGCAGAGUCCAACAGAGCCGGAUCAAUGAGAAGAUGGAGACAGAGAUUCACCUCCCUAGUGAGUUAUUUGAUUACGCAACCCCAUUGAGAAUGGCCUUCAUUGUGCUAUGCUGUCUGGGAGCCGUCACUGUGAUUGGGUUAGCUCUGGCUAUCUACUGCAUACAUAAUAAGAAAGGUGUGAUAAUAGAUCAACUCAAACUGCAGCGGGAUGACCAAACAAAGGAGGGGGAUGUCAUCAAGAAGGAGAGAGAUGACCUCAAGAAGGAGAGAGGUAAGUCGUGUCUUCAGAUCGUCACUUUGCUAGAUUUAUUUAAACUAUGUUACGUUUUUGUUGAGCACAAAGUGGAAUCGGUAGUUGCAUCAUCCAUUUUUUUGUUAUAAAUUAAUUUUCUACCCCUUGAUUCUUGAAGAAUAUAACUUAUUAAUGA